This is a messenger RNA of Psilocybe cubensis, 1119 nucleotides long. RefSeq lists its product as uncharacterized. The record is from RefSeq and is a predicted model, not a curated record. The transcript is spliced from 3 exons. Gene Ontology annotation, biological process: chitin catabolic process; carbohydrate metabolic process. Gene Ontology annotation, cellular component: extracellular region. Lineage: Eukaryota; Fungi; Basidiomycota; Agaricomycetes; Agaricales; Agrocybaceae. The coding region runs from base 1 to 1119 and encodes 372 amino acids. Gene Ontology annotation, molecular function: chitin binding; chitinase activity.
AUGGCCUAUUAUCCAGAUUGGGUGGGGUCUACUUUCCCGCCUACGAGGAUUGAUUUCAAACGCGUGGAUUGGAUCGAUUUUGCGUUCGCUGUACCAACAGAAGAUUUUAGUUUGACCUGGGACGAUCCAACUGGGCCCACUCUCUUGGAGGAUCUGGUUUCUUCCGCCCAUUCAAUGGGUGCAAAAGUGAAGCUUAGUAUUGGAGGGUGGACCGGAAGCAAACACUUCUCAUCCGCUGUGGCGACCCCUGAUAGCAGAGUUUUAUUUGCCCAGAACAUUUUAGCUGUCUACCUUCAAUACUCAUUAGAUGGCAUAGAAAUCGACUGGGAAUAUCCUGGACAGGCAGGCUCGCCUGGAAACAAAUUCCAUCCCGACGAUACGGCUAAUUUUUUAUUAUUUUUAAAUAUUUUACGCACUGUCCUACCACCUGUCGCCCGCAUUACAGCAGCGGUAGAGCCAACGCCUUUUGUUGAUGCCGCAGGUAGACCUUUGACUGAUGUAGAGGAGUUUAGCAAAGUGUUGGACUGGGUUUUGAUAAUGAACUAUGACAUCUGGGGGUCAUCUUCUCAUCCCGGUCCAAAUGCUCCAUUGUAUGAUGCAUGCGAAAAUUCUACCCAGCCAGACGCCAGUGCGGCUGGAGCCUAUGAUGCUUGGACAAAAGCAAACUUUCCCACCUCCAAACUUGUACUUGGGUUACCGUCCUAUGGAUAUAUCUCCUCAUCGACCGAGGCUCGACUUCGAACUCGAUCGAAAACGAAAGCAAAGAAAACAAAAUCCGGUAAAAUUGUUGGCGAUGACGGUGAUUCGGAAGGUCAAGUACAGUUUAAUGAGCUCGUUCAGCAAGGGGUUCUUUUACGCUCUGGUAACGAUUCAUUCCAUUAUGAAGUCAACGCCGAAUCAGGAUUUGAAGGUUUAUGGGAUGGAUGUUCAGAGACGCCAUAUCUGCGAUCAUCGAUUUUCAAUCAAGUGAUAACGUAUGAUAACCCUACUUCACUCGCUAUGAAGGCGGCUUUUGCGAAGAAGGUCGGCAUGUUGGGCAUCAAUCUGUUUGAUAUUCAUGGUGACACUGAUCGUUGGGAUUUGUUGGAUUCCAUACGCUAUGCAUUGGAAUUACUUUAG